UCCUUUUUUGAAAAGUGCUUCGGGAAACUAGUUUACAAGAGUUUGCUUUUUGCAGCUGAAACCUUUCACAAUGCGGUGUGGGAAUCCGUCUUAUAUUCUGACUUUCUGUGCUUUCUUUAAUAUCGAACAAAAUUCUGCUCUGUUAGUCCAUGGAAAUUCUAAUUCCACUAAUACUAUCCAUGCUUCUAGUGGACACCAAAUCGAUUCGACAGAAAUGAUGCAAUUGCUUCUGAACCAGACUGCUGAGCUGAGAAAUCUCAAGCAACAAACGGAGAAAAUUCAAUUGCUUCAAAACCAGACGGCCGAGUUGAGAAACCUCAAGCAACAAGCAGAAAACGACAGAUCGACAAUCCAACUGCUUCAGAACCGUGUUUUCUUUCUGGAAGCGGAAUUGAGAAAACUAAAUGCGUCAAAGCCCCCCUCCAGUGAUGAGUUGUCUGCGUACUUAAGCAACAUGAAACAAAUAGUGCUGACCAUGACGGCAAAUGAAGAGUACGACAAAAACAUCACAAAGCGUCUGAAUGACGCUGUCAAUAAUCUGGAGAAUCUGAAGGUCGAGGUGAGAUACACGAGCCUUUCGCUGUUGGACGUCCACUCUAAAACAAAACAAUUAAACACAACGUUACUCAGGGUUUUCAACGAUGGAAUGAACGGCGUCAAUGAACAAAUAGCGAAUAUAACCAGAAAGGUGGCCUUCACUGUCGGAGUGUCGUCUUCUGACGGCUCCUGGAACAGCGGUACGUUAGUGUUUCCACAUGUCGUGUACAAUAUAGGAGGAGGUUACGACCCAAACACCGGAGUUUUCACAGCCCCUGUCGACGGACACUUUGUCUUCUUUGUCAACGUGCAAUCUUAUUCGACCAAUGCUAUAUAUGUACAGUUAAUACUAAAUGGGUCCCCUAAAGUCAUAGCCAUGGCUGAGACAACUGGUAGUUCUUCAAACGAAGCAGGACCAAACCUGGCAGUAUUAAGACUCCAAAAGGGAGACAGAGUGUGGAUUAAAUAUUAUGCCGGUAGAGGUUACUUUUCAUACAGUAAUGCUCCUGUAACAACAUUCUCAGGAUUCCUCAUAUAAAAUAAUGACAUUUCACAGAAGAUACUUAACGUCUAUAGUGAUUUCUAUAUCAGUAUACAUGUACGUGAAUCCAGAAAGUGUCAACACCCCAGGAGAUAGAGUGCAGGGUCAGUCGUUAUCAUGGUAACGGUUAUUAAUUGUUAAUAUCUAGGCAAACUGUUGGUGUUAAGGAUUUUUAACAAACAUUUAUAUUACAUGUAUUUGGUCAGAUUUAUAGGUAUAUAUUUAGACAUCAAACUAUUUCUAAUCUAAGUCUUCUGUAUGAUCCGACCCUUGUUUUAUGUGUUAAUAAAAUGUUUUA
Ostrea edulis (European flat oyster) is the source of this 1376-nucleotide messenger RNA. Its product is annotated as complement C1q tumor necrosis factor-related protein 3-like. Gene Ontology annotation, molecular function: protein binding. The record is from RefSeq and is a predicted model, not a curated record. The transcript has 2 exons. NCBI's taxonomy places the organism in Eukaryota, Metazoa, Mollusca, Bivalvia, Ostreida, Ostreidae. Bases 71 to 1075 code for a protein of 334 amino acids.